Messenger RNA from Adineta ricciae, 999 nucleotides. The record is from the annotation of a GenBank genome assembly. Lineage: Eukaryota; Metazoa; Rotifera; Eurotatoria; Adinetida; Adinetidae.
AUGGAGAAGGUGAAAACAUUCAAACGAUACCGUUUCAAUGAAGCGAUCCGUGCCCAAGUAUUUAAACACACGAUAUCGCAGAAGACAAACAAUACUCAUGGUCUCCUCUCGUUAAUUGAAGAUUGGUCCAUCAUCUUUCUUUCGAUCUAUACUUCCAAAUAUGUUUAUGCUCAUCAUCACACAUAUUUCCUGUUGCCAUUGAUGGCUUAUUUCAUCGCGAUCUGCAUUAUUGGUGCUCGACAGCGUGGCCUCGCAGAUUGUCUGCAUUUAGCCACACACUAUUGUUUCGCAUCGAACCAAUACAUUAAUUUCGUUCUCGGAACAUUUACUUCGGGCUAUUUGAUCUUUCAAAGUUUUCAUGGCUAUCAAGUGUCACAUGUGAGAAAUCAUCAUCCAUAUUUGGGUACGCACAAGGAUCCAGAUUAUAUGAGUUUGAAAGAAAGUGGAAUUUGUGGUGAACAACGAACAAAGAGAAAUAUUCAGAAGUAUUUGAGAAAUCUUUUCUCGCCGAAAUCAUCGUGGAAUUAUCUGGUGUAUUUGAUACAACAUCGAAUAUACAGUCAAGAGGAAGAUAAAUACGAAACAUGUGUUCGGAGUAUUUAUCUAACUGGAUGGCUCGUGAUCUUUGUUUAUACUGGAAAUUUUCUGAACUUAUGUCUAUUUUGGUUUAUUCCUUAUCUAACAACUCAUAUGUGGAUAGGAUCAUUUAUUGAAUUAUUGGAACAUUAUCCACUAGUUGAAACAGCACCACGAGUCGAUAUUUACAUGACGCGUAAUCGAAUCUGUGGAUGGCUAUGGAAUUUCUUCUUUGGAGUUCAUAACGAACAUUACCAUAUGAUUCAUCAUUUGUUUCCGAAAGUUCCUCAAUGGGAAUUUCAUUCUGUACAUUUAAUUUUGAUGCAAGAUCCAAUCUAUGCAAGUUUACAUGAGAAAACUGGUUGGAAACAUUUGUUGAAAGAAAUUAUUGAAGUAGAUGGUUUAACUACAAUGAAUGAAUAG